AUGCACAACACAGUCCACAUUGAUGAAAAGUGGUUUUACAUCACAAAAACAUCACAAAGGUUCUACCUCACCCCUGAAGAGACAGAACCGCAUAGGACAUGCAAGAGCAAAAAAUUCAUCCAAAAAGUCAUGUUCAUGUGUGCUGUGUGUCGGCCAGUGUUUGAUGAUGAUGGCAGCUGCUUGUUUGAUGGGAAGAUUGGAAUAUUUCCAUUCACAGAAUUAGUACCAGCCAAAAGGAAGAGCAAAAACAGGGCUGCAGGGACAAUGGAGCUCAAGCCCAUACAAAGCAUCACAAAAGAAGUUGUGAAAGAUUGCUUUAUAAACAAGAUUGUUCCUGCUAUUAAAGCAAAAUGGCCAGCAAAUGCUAGCAAAACCAUCUACAUACAACAAGAUAAUGCUAUGCCUCACAUACAAGACUCAGACCCAGAUUUCAGAGCUGUUGCUUCAGCAGAUGGAUUUGAUAUUCAUUUGAUAAAUCAACCACCAAACUCCCCAGACACAAACAUCAAUGAUCUGGGGUGGUUUAGGGCAAUUCAGUCCCUACAAACUGAAUCAGUUUGUAACAGUGUAUCAGAACUUGUGAAUGCUGUGAUUAAUUCAUUCAAUGAAUUAAGCCCAAACACUUUGAACAAAGUGUUUUUGAGCUUACAAUCUUGCAUGAUUGAAAUUCUGAAGGUUAAAGGGAGGAAUAGCUACAAAAUUCCUCAUAUGAGGAAGGAUGCACUAAUUAGGCAGGAUAUGCUCCCAUUGAAUCUCCAAGUUCCAAGUGAACUUGUUAGGGAGUGCAUAUCUUAUCUAAUUGAGCAUGGAGCACUAUCCAUAACUGACUCAUUAAUGCAACAGUUGGGAGUGAAUGCAGGAUGCACAAAUGAGCUUGAGGUGAUGGUGCAUAACCUUCAAAUUCAAGGUCAUGAAGGUUUGUGA
This is a messenger RNA of Salvia miltiorrhiza (redroot sage), 924 nucleotides long. RefSeq lists its product as uncharacterized. The record is from RefSeq and is a predicted model, not a curated record. Gene Ontology annotation, molecular function: nucleic acid binding. The transcript has 2 exons. Lineage: Eukaryota; Viridiplantae; Streptophyta; Magnoliopsida; Lamiales; Lamiaceae. Bases 1 to 924 code for a protein of 307 amino acids.